This is a messenger RNA of Lodderomyces oxycetoniae, 3912 nucleotides long. It is a transcript of the gene ROA1, whose product is annotated as Roa1p. Gene Ontology annotation, cellular component: membrane. The coding region runs from base 1 to 3912 and encodes 1303 amino acids. NCBI's taxonomy places the organism in Eukaryota, Fungi, Ascomycota, Pichiomycetes, Serinales, Debaryomycetaceae. The record is from RefSeq and is a predicted model, not a curated record. The transcript has a single exon. Gene Ontology annotation, molecular function: ATP hydrolysis activity; ABC-type transporter activity; ATP binding. Gene Ontology annotation, biological process: transmembrane transport.
AUGAGUGAGUCAAAUGUAUUAGAGAUACCAUAUGACCAACGAGUUGGUUUAUCGGUCCGCAAUUUGUCAGUUGCAAUCAAGUCCAAGUUAAAGAAGCAAAAAAAAGAUUUUAGUAGUACAGAUGUAGAUAUAGAUUUGGAGACUGAGGAUUUCAAUCGCAAGUCUUCAAGGAUAUUGAAUGAUAUAUCGUUUGAUGUCAAGCCUGGUGAGUUGGUGGCUUUGAUGGGUGGUUCAGGUGCUGGCAAAACAACGUUGCUACACACUUUGUCGCAACGGACAAAUAUUAAUAACAAGAAGCUCGAGUUUUCAGGAAGCGUUACAUAUACAAGAGCCCCAGCUACUUCGUCGUCGUCGUUGUCGUCGCCCCAAGACUUUUCACAAUGUACCAUUAAACAUAUAAAGCAUGCCUAUUUGUUGCAAACGGAUUUUUUCCUACCAGGGCUAACCGUUUUGGAAACCUUUCAAAGUCAAGCUGAUUUGAGACUUCCCCCAUAUGUAUCUCGGCUGGAGAAAAAUGAACUAAUUGACUAUAUUCUCAAAGUGUUGAAUUUAGACCAUUUGAAAAACACGAGGAUAUGCCAAUUCUCACUGCUUGCUACUACUUUAUCAGGCGGCGAGCAAAGAAGAGUAAGCUUGGCUAUACAGUUAUUGUCUAGACCAUCUAUUUUGUUCCUCGACGAGCCUACAACGGGGUUGGAUACUUCGUCUUCUUUGAAACUUGUGCAGUUGUUGAAGAAAUUAGCAUCAAACGAAUAUGGCAUCACGAUUAUUUUGUCGAUUCAUCAACCAAGAGCAGAGAUUUGUGAUUUGUUUGAUAAGGUUUGUUUGUUGACCCUGGGUGGGAGAUUGGUUUAUUUUGGUGAUUUGAAGAAUCAAGCUUUGGACUAUUUUGGGAAAUUGGGCUAUAACAGCGAUUUGAAUAUUAGUCAAUAUGUUAUGAAACUCUCAGUUAAGGAUGCAUCAACUGUUGAGAAUGAGGCUGCAUCCGUUAAAAGAAUAAACUACUUGGUUGAUCAUUGGAAAUCCAUAAACGAUUACGAAUACAAUAGUAGUGUUAAGCUAGAUUCCAAACAGUUUUCUUCAAAUCUAAAGUUGUUUUCCACACCCAAAAGGGAUCAAAUAUCCCAUUUUCGACAACUCGUUGUUUUAACAAAACGGAGUUUCAAGACUAGUUAUCGUGACUACAAGAGUCUUUUGGUGUUGAAUUUUGGUAUAUUGAUUCUUGCAAUCACACUAGGAUGGAUGUUUUACCGUCCGAAACAUGAUCUUGCAGGUAUUCGAUCAUUGAUCUCAACGCAAUACGUAAUGUUGGAAGUUGUUGGAUUCUGUGCUAUGUUUAUCGAAACUGAAAGGUUAUGGAACACCGAUGGGGCUUGUUUUUUUCGUGAAUAUAAAGAACAUGUAUCAAGUAUACCAAAUUUCAUCAUAUCGAGAAGAUUAGCCAAAUUCCUAUUGGAAGAUUUACCAAUGACUGUUUUGUUCUCAGUCGUUACUUUUUUCAUGUGGGGCAUGAGAGUCAAUGAUGGAUCAUAUUUCGGGAUAUACUUUACCAUAGUCUUGUUAACGCAACUAUGUUGUAUGAGUGGUGCAAUUUUGAUGUUUGCAGUAGCUCCAAGUUUUCCCAUAACUACUUUACUUGUUAACUUAUUCUAUCAAUUACAAAAUUCGGCUUCAGGCUAUUUUGUUAAUGCUUCAACGAUGCCCGUUUAUGUUAAAUGGACCAAGUACAUUGCGUAUUUUUGGUAUGGAUUUGGUGCUUUGGUAGCGAACCAGUUUACCAACUGGGUAGGUGACUGUCCUUAUAACGAUUAUGAUGAUCCUAGAUGUGCUGAAUACUCAGGUAAUGUUCAAUUGGCCAUUUUGGGCUAUCCCGAAGGGUGGAUUGCUGAACCAAUUGGGAUACUUAUUGGAUGGGUUGUUGGUUUAUUGGUAUUAACUGGAGUAGCAUUGUACUUUAGAUCUUAUGAUGGUGGAAUGGCCAAGACCAAGAAGAAUAAAUUAGGUAAUGAAGAAGGUGAAGGUAUUCACCACCUUGAAGCUGAAAUGGUUGGGAGUAACGAAAAAACGGACCUCAUCGACAACAACAACAAUAAUAAUAGCAAUUGUUCCAUUGAAAUUAAUUUAUUCAAUAUCCAUUUGGCAAUCAGAGAGAAACCCUUUUUUGGCAAGAGUAAAGGUUUGAAGACUCUACUAAAUAACGUUAAUGCUACUUUCAAAGCAAACACGGUCAAUGCUAUAAUGGGCCCUUCGGGAAGUGGUAAAAGUACAUGCUUGAACUAUUUGUCAAACAGGUUAGACAGAUCAACAAAGUUUUUAUCAUCAGGAAACAUUAAAGUCAACAGUAUACAAAAUACAUCCCGCUCUGAAUUGAGCAAGAUUUCAUCAUAUGUAACGCAACACGAUAGUUCCUUAAUUGCAGAUUUGACUGUUCGUGAGACGCUAUAUUAUCAAGCGAGAUUACGAUUACCAGUAAGUCAGCGUUCUGCGAUUCCCAAGAUUGUCAAUAAACUAAUUCGACAAACUGGAUUGAUUGAUUGUGCUGACACAUUAGUAGGCAAUGAGUUUAUCAAAGGUAUAUCUGGUGGAGAAAAGAGAAGAUUGAGUAUUUCCAUACAGCUCUUAUCCAAGCCUAAGGUUUUAUUUUUGGAUGAACCUACAUCUGGGUUAGAUUCAAGCACAGCCGAAGCUAUUCUUGAAUUAUUGAAUGAGUUGGCUGUUGUAGCUGGUACCACGGUGAUUCUCACUAUACAUCAGCCAAGUGAAGAACUAUUUUACAAGUUUGGAAGUUUAUUGUUGUUGGGCAAAGGUGGCAAUGUAAUUUACAAUGGCACAACAAUUGGUGUGUUGCAAUAUAUGUCGCAACUUGGGUUUGUAAAUUCCAAAAACAAAAAUGCAGCUGAUUAUAUAUUGGAUUUGGUGAGCUCUUCAAAUGAUGAAGAUGAACAAGUUGUAGCUGACAGAAUCACAAAGUUGACCAAUAAGUGGGUAUAUCAAGAGACACUAAACGAGAAGAAUGAGCAUACAAGUAUAACGAAUAAUAGUAUCACUCUGGAUUAUCAGGUAAUUGAUUUAUCAAAAUUUUAUUUCAAAAGAUUACCGUUUUUGUACACGUUUCCCACGAUUACCGAAAGGCAGUUUGUUACAUCUUACAGAUCCAAGGAUAGUGUGUUGAGUAGAAUGGGUCAAACAGUAUUUCUCACCAUUGUACAUACAUUAUUUUUUGCCCCAUUGAGGAAUACGCAAGAUGGUAUAGCUAAUAGACUAGGUUUGAUUCAAGAAGUGCUCAACUUGUACUUUGUUGGUUUAGUUAAUAAUCUCAGUCUAUACCCAUUUGAAAGAAAUUUAUUUUUUCAAGAAUAUCGAGAUGGGAUAUACGGAGUCACCGAAUUUGGACUCUCCUAUUUAUUAAAUGAGUUACCAACAGAAAUAGUUCCAACAUUUUUCUUUUCAGCGUUGAUUGUAUUUGUUUGUGGAUUACCGAGAAAUGCUACAAUGUUUUUUUCAAUGUUUGCUACUGGGUUUGUAUCGAUUAAUUGUGGUGAAUCCUUGGGUAUAUUUGUGAAUAGUGUGUUCAAGCAUAUGGAAGUUGCAGCUAAUAUCUUAUCAAAUAUCAUCAUUAUAGCAAUAUUCAUGGGUGGUACCAUGUCUCUCCAUAUGCCAGGCUUUUUCAAAGGUAUCAAUUACAUUAGUCCCAUGAAAUAUGCCGUUUCCAUUUGUGCAAAUUUAGGAUUCAAGGACCAAGUUUUUGACUGUGAUGUUGGAGAGUGCAGUUUGAGAACUGGACAAGAUGUAUUGGCUUCUUAUAAUUUAGAAGCAAACGUAGGUGCAAUGUUUGGAGGAUUGAUUGCCUGUCUUGUAUUGUACCGAGUUGUAGCAAUUGUUUCUAUUUAUGUUAGAGUUAAAUGGUUUUAG